GAGGUUUACUAAUAUUUUUCUUCAAUUUUUAGAUACCUGUUGGUCACAGAUAGACUCCGAAAUGUAACACAACGAUGUUGGUUCAAAUUAUUAUUCUGUGAUAUCAUGACGCUUGAGAUAGUUCAGAGAACAUAGCCAUUAUAUCAGAGUGCUAUUGUAAAAGUAUGCUGGAAAUGAAACAACGUAAAAUGGACAAGUGUGAAAUAUAUUGAAGUUGAAUAUAGAAAAUAUAAGAUAACAAAAAUGCCGUACAUGGAUUUGAAAUUACCACACAUAACAAAAAUGAAACUGAUGUGGCCCUCACGAGUAACCACACUUGGUGUAACACUAGGUGUAGCAAUAAUGGGAAUGCUGGCUUUUUAUUUCCGCUACCAAAGGAAGAUAAAAAAGAAAGAAUUGAAAUCAAAUUCCAGGAAAAAUAACUUAUCUUUGCCAAAUGGUGAUAUCCACGGGCAUACUUUGGGCAGAUAUACAGAGAGUCCAUCCUCUCUCUUGAAUUCCUUGAAACAGAAGUCUCUGUCAGGUUCCGUGUCAAGUAUAGGUGGUGCCUCUUCUGCCUCCACAAUUACCCACCAGUUAGUGGACACUAGCAGCAUGUCACCAACACAACUGUGUAAACUAGGUUUUGAAACUCUCCAACAAGCUGUGGUGUAUUGGGAAGAUGGUUUAAUGAAGUUAUCCUUUAAUGAAGAUAGAUCCAAACCCGCUAUAUUGGAUCCAGAGACAGCGGAGUUGCAGCAUCAGAUGGAUCAACUACUGGACGCUGCUUACAGAAUGAUUGAUAAUUUUGAGCGUCGUGCUGAGAGACAAGCUGACAAUAUUGCCCUGGAGGUUGCAAUGGCGGCUUACACAGAGACAGACAUACCGUCAGAGAGAACAAAAAGCUUUGAUGCAGGGUCUUUCAGCGACCAAGACUCCUUUGUCUCUGCUACUGACAUGGCAAACUUAUCAGACUUAGAUAACCAUAGAGAAAUGUUUCAGCAUCUUCCUUUAUAUGAAGCAGGUCUCUUAGAAUUAAAACAUGGUCAUGUGCCAUGCAGGACUCUAAGGACUGAGAUGACUCAGUGUAUAUCAGACACAGAGUUCUUGGCAAAGUUGCACUGUAUCCGUCUAGCUUUCAAUGUUAUAUUUAAACAAUCAAGUCUAAGAGAUUACUUCAGAACCAUGGGUAAACAAUUAAUUGGUGACCUGCUGAUCCGAGCUGAUAGGGAUCCAGAUGAAUUCUACACAGCAUAUGAUGCAAUGAUAGAUUUUAUAGAAGUGGAGGACAAUUGGUUCAAAAUUGAAGAAGAAUUAAAAGGACGGGGUGUAAAAUGCAUGUCCUUUUAUGACAUAGUAUUAGAUUUUAUACUGAUGGAUGCAUUUGAUGAUUUGGAAAAUCCCCCCUCCUCUGUUAUUGCUGUAAUUCAGAACAGAUGGUUAUCUAGAAGCUUCAAAGAAACUGCUCUUUCUACAGCUGUUUGGUCUGUUUUGAAAGCUAAAAGACGACUAUUGAAGUUUUCAGAUGGAUUUAUAUCCAAGUUUUACUCCAUUUCUGAACAUACAAGCCCAGUAUUAGCCUGGGGUUUCAUGGGACCAGAAUCAAACCUCAAAGAAUUAUGCAUGUUUUUUAAGGAAUCGGUUUUGAAGUUUCUCAGGGACAUGUUUAGUUUCGAGUAUGUCCGUUACACAACCGUAGAUGAGUUAGCAGAUGACAUUGCAAAGUUGUUACAAAACAGAAUAGAAGAAGCAGCGGACAAGAUUUCCCCAGAAAAGUUAGACUUCUAAAACAGGACUGGACAUUAAGCCAUUCUGUUUCAGUUUUUAUCUUUGUUUUUUUUUUUUUUAUCAUCUGUGAUUUUUUUAUUGAGCUGUUAUGAAUACACCAGGAGUUUUAACUUGACAGAGUGAAAUGCCACAGUGAACUUAUUCCUUCGAAAUUUGUCCUAUCUUUUUUUUUUUUUUCCUUCUCUUUCAAAAUCUGUCUCACUCAAAAAUCAAUAGAUAUUUUGUCUUGUUUUGAUGAUUAUGCUAAAAUAUAAUGUAGUUUCUUUGGUAAGACAAUGAUUCUUAAAUAUCAAAAUAAGAUGUAAGAAAAAAAUGGUGCUUUCUCUAAGAGCAUAGCAAGGUAGAUGGACACUGUAGCACUUGGUUCUCUGGUUCAAGUUGUGUGAUAAAUAAGGAUAAAUCAUGUUUCUGAAUUUGUUUUAGAUCUCAUUUGUACUUAAAUGCCAUUGUAUUAUACUAUAGAACACUUAGUUUUAUACACUUGUUUAUAAAUUUUCAGUCUUUUAUUAAAAAUGAAAUGUAGAUAGUUUUACUGUCUUUAUUAGUAAUAUCAUAUAACAUGUUGUUGUAAGCAAUAUGAUGCUCAUGUUCCAUUUUGUUUAAUGAAUAAAAAUCGAUUUUUUUUGUUGUGAGUUCAGUUCAUGAUUCUAAUAAUAAAC
Saccostrea cuccullata (small rock oyster) is the source of this 2426-nucleotide messenger RNA. RefSeq names its product mitoguardin-like. Lineage: Eukaryota; Metazoa; Mollusca; Bivalvia; Ostreida; Ostreidae. The coding region runs from base 244 to 1767 and encodes 507 amino acids. Gene Ontology annotation, biological process: mitochondrial fusion. The transcript has 13 exons. The record is from RefSeq and is a predicted model, not a curated record.